AUGUUCUCUGUAUCGGAGCAUCGGCUGCCAUGCGAUGCCCUGUACUCACGCAUUGGCGCAAGUCGCUCCAAACCACUCGUGGGUUUCGGCGGCCGCGACGCUUCUAUUCACAUCUAUCCGUUCAUGGGAUACACACGGACUGCCUGGCUGCAGGGCCUGACGGAGCCCAUCACAGCCCUCGCCUUUGACCCGGACCAGACGUCCGUAGUGGGCGGAAGCGACGCCGGCAAGCUGCAAAUGUGGGACAUCGACUCUGAGGAGGUGGUGCGUGCCUUCACCCGUGGUCACGUCUCCACCGUGACCGGCAUCGAUGUUUUCCGUAGUGGGCAGUUCUUUGCCACCGUUUCAACAGAUAGAGUACUGCGCAUUUGGGAUGUGCGAAAGUCGUCCGGUCGGCAAUCCUACAAGGAUGCCACCGCCCCAUUGUGUGCCGUACAGUUCUCGCCAAAUGGCAGGUGGGUGGCCACCGGGUGUGCACGCGGCACCGUGCGCCUCUACGAUCUCGUUGCUGGACAGAUUAUCCACAAGUUCGAACUGCAUUCCGGCGCCAUCACGAGUCUCCACUUUCACCCGGACCUGUACUAUUUAGUGGUGGGCAGUGGUGACGGCACGGUAUCGGUGUGGGAUCUGGACUCCUUUGAAACGCGGUUUCACAGCAGCAGCCAGCACACACCCAUCGAUGCCGUCCACUUCAGCGGCACGCGCCUCCUCGCUACAUCGGACCACAACCUGCGUAUCUUCGAUAUGUCGAACCUUAGUGACCGCACGGCAGUCUCGCUGGAGGCACCGUGGAUUAUGAUGAGUGACGUAGCUUACGCAGGCGCCAUGGACGAGGCCUGGUUCGUGGAAACGGCCGGGUCCACGGCAAUGAAGUGCAAGCUGUCCUUGCGUGGCAUUCACCGUCCUGGAGAGGAGGCACCGCGCGCGGCAGCGGCACCACCGGCAUCUGCGCCAGCACCUGCACUGCCCCCCGAGCGAGUCCCGGUGGCGGUGCUGAACAGAAACAGUGCCAUACUCGCGGACGCACAAAAGAAGCCCAUAAAUGGAUCUCGGCUCAGUCCAAUGGACUCGCCAGCGAAGGCCACAGGGAACGACGGGGCAGAAAGAACGCUGCGCGGGGAGACGUCGGCACCGUCAGCUACGACCCUUCCGCGUCCAGCACUGAGUACCGCUGGCCCAUCGUUCCCACCGACGCCGGCCCCGUUGUCGAGUGCAGACGAAUCAGAGCUGGAGGUGCUGCAGCAGCUCAGUCGCGAGCACGGCACUGUCUCCGCCACACUGCAGGGGCGGCUCAACACGCUGCGCGCCGUGCGCACGCUCUGGACGCAGAACCAGUCCGAGGCAAUGGUGCAUGUGAGGCGCUUCUGUGAGGACGGGCAGGAGUUCGGCCCGCUCUUCGACGUUCUCACCGUGCUGCAGCAGCCCCGUAUGAAGGAGAAGAUGCUUACCGAGUCCAUCGCUAGUGUAGUAGACCUAGUCGAGAUUGCUCUGAAGACAGACUACGAGCCGCUCAUCUUGUUAGGGCUGCACACGCUUCGCAGCAUUGCCACAAAGUUCCGCGCAAGGGUGGAAGAGGCGCAGCGGCGGGCGCGCGCUUCGCAGAGCACAGGCUACAAUGAUCCACUUGGCAUGAAUCAGCAUCAGCACAUAGCAAAAAAGCUACACGAUUGCUGCCCAAUCGUGUUUGUGUUAGCGGAGCGCUGUGACAACGUCGGAGAAGAAGCUAAGGCUGUCCUGCCAGACAUGCCACCGCCACCACGCACUGAGUAA
Leishmania braziliensis MHOM/BR/75/M2904 is the source of this 1770-nucleotide messenger RNA. Its product is annotated as putative katanin. NCBI's taxonomy places the organism in Eukaryota, Euglenozoa, Kinetoplastea, Trypanosomatida, Trypanosomatidae. Gene Ontology annotation, cellular component: katanin complex. The transcript has a single exon. Gene Ontology annotation, biological process: microtubule depolymerization. Gene Ontology annotation, molecular function: microtubule binding. The record is from RefSeq and is a predicted model, not a curated record. The coding region runs from base 1 to 1770 and encodes 589 amino acids.